Messenger RNA from Gavia stellata (red-throated loon), 1108 nucleotides. It is a transcript of the gene SF3A2, whose product is annotated as splicing factor 3a subunit 2. Gene Ontology annotation, molecular function: zinc ion binding; nucleic acid binding. Gene Ontology annotation, biological process: spliceosomal complex assembly. Bases 58 to 1005 code for a protein of 315 amino acids. NCBI's taxonomy places the organism in Eukaryota, Metazoa, Chordata, Aves, Gaviiformes, Gaviidae. The record is from RefSeq and is a predicted model, not a curated record. The transcript has 9 exons. Gene Ontology annotation, cellular component: nucleus; U2-type prespliceosome; U2 snRNP.
CUGCGCGCAGCGACUCUCUCUUUCUCCAUAAGUAGCUGAAGCACAGAAGUCGCCAUCAUGGAUUUUCAGCAUCGUCCUGGCGGUAAAACUGGAAGCGGAGGCGUAGCCUCUGCCUCGGAAAGUAACCGAGACCGCAGGGAGAGGCUGCGGCAGCUGGCUUUGGAAACCAUCGACAUCAACAAGGACCCUUAUUUUAUGAAAAAUCACUUGGGCUCUUAUGAAUGCAAGCUUUGCCUAACGCUGCACAACAAUGAGGGAAGUUACUUAGCACAUACCCAGGGGAAGAAGCAUCAGACCAAUUUGGCCCGUCGAGCUGCCAAGGAAGCUAAGGAAGCCCCUGCCCAGCCCGCACCAGAAAAAGUCAAAGUGGAAGUGAAGAAAUUUGUGAAAAUUGGACGACCGGGUUAUAAAGUGACCAAACAGAGAGAUCCAGAAACAGGCCAGCAGAGCCUUCUCUUCCAGAUCGAUUAUCCGGAGAUUGCAGAAAGUAUCAUGCCUCGUCAUCGGUUCAUGUCAGCCUACGAGCAAAGGAUUGAGCCCCCCGAUAGACGCUGGCAAUACCUUUUGAUGGCAGCGGAGCCCUAUGAAACCAUAGCUUUCAAGGUGCCAAGCAGAGAAAUCGACAAAGCAGAAGGAAAGUUUUGGACCCACUGGAACAGGGAAACUAAACAGUUCUUCCUUCAAUUCCACUUCAAGAUGGAGAAGCCCCCAGCUCCUCCAAACCUCCCUCCAGGGCCCCCAACUGUGAAGCGGCCUCCUCCACCUCCAUUGAUGAAUGGUUUGCCCCCAAGGCCUCCUCUGCCGGACUCCAUGCCGCCGCCUCCUCCAGGAGGCAUGACUCUACCUCCUAUGCCUCCCUCUGGACCGGUGCCACCACCCCCAGUGCCACCUCAGUUGCCACCAGCACCCGGUGUACCUCCCCCUGCUCCUCUGCCACCCAUGAUGAGACCGCCUCUCCCCACGGAGGGGCCGGGCACUAUCCCCCCUCCGCCUCCCUCCAACUGAAGCCCCUCCUGGACUCGGUCCUGCUGGACUCCUCUAGCUCGUAUCUUUUUAUAUGCAGAUCACAACUGAUUCAGAGAAUAUUUCUGUUUUGUAUGCCUGUGAA